Molecule: messenger RNA, 2385 nt
Organism: Trichechus manatus latirostris (Florida manatee)
Lineage: Eukaryota; Metazoa; Chordata; Mammalia; Sirenia; Trichechidae
Gene: AFAP1
Product: actin filament associated protein 1
Exons: 15
Coding region: 1-2385 (794 amino acids)
Cellular component (GO): cytosol
Molecular function (GO): SH3 domain binding; SH2 domain binding
Source: RefSeq, a predicted model, not a curated record
AUGGAAGAGUUAAUAGUUGAACUCCGUCUCUUUCUGGAACUCCUGGACCACGAGUACCUGACAUCCACCGUCAGGGAGAAGAAGGCCGUGAUCACCAACAUCCUGCUGAGGAUCCAGUCCUCCAAAGGUUUUGAAGGGAAAGAUCAUGCUCAGAAGCAAGAGCCCACCUCCAGCCUGCCGGCCCCUCCGCAGCUGCCUCUGCCGGAGAUCCCUCAGCCCUGGCUGCCUCCCGACAAUGGGCCGCCACCGCUACCCACCUCCUCUCUCCCUGAAGACUAUUAUGAGGAAGCUGUGCCACUGAGUCCUGGGAAGGCUCCAGAAUACAUCACGUCAAAUUAUGACUCGGAUGCGAUGAGCAGCUCUUACGAGUCCUAUGACGAGGAGGAGGAAGAUGGAAAGGGGAAGAAGACGCGGCACCAGUGGCCCUCCGAGGAGGCCUCCAUGGACCUCGUGAAGGAUGCCAAAAUCUGUGCCUUCUUGCUGCGGAAAAAGCGCUUCGGGCAGUGGACCAAGCUGCUGUGCGUCAUCAAAGACACCAAGCUGCUGUGCUACAGAAGUUCCAAGGACCAGCAGCCGCAGAUGGAACUACCCCUCCAGGGCUGUAGCGCCACCUACAUCCCGAAGGACAGCAAGAAGAAGAAGCACGAGCUGAAGAUCACCCAGCAGGGGACAGACCCCCUGGUCCUGGCCGUCCAGAGCAAGGAGCAGGCCGAUCAGUGGCUGAAGGUGAUUAAGGAAGUUUACAGCGGCUGCAGUGGGCCUGUGGACUCAGAAUGCCCUCCUCCGUCAAGUUCCCCUGUGCACAAGGCAGAGCUUGAAAAGAAGCUGUCUUCAGAGAGGCCGAGCUCCGAGGGGGAGGGCAUGGCAGAAAAUGGAAUCGCCGUGUGCAACGGAAAGGAGCCAGUUAAGAGGAAAAAGAACUCCAAAGCAGAGGCCAAGGGCUCUGUUUCUAAAGUCACUGGGAAGAAAAUCACCAAGAUCAUCGGUCUGGGGAAGAAGAAGCCGUCCACUGACGAGCAGACCUCGUCGGCCGAGGAGGACGUCCCCACCUGCGGCUACCUGAACGUGCUGUCAAACAGCCGCUGGCGGGAGCGCUGGUGCCGAGUGAGAGACAAUAAGCUCAUCCUGCACAAGGACCGGACAGACCUGAAGACCCAUAUUGCCUCCAUCCCUCUCCGCGGCUGUGAGGUCAUCCCAGGGCUGGAUCCCAAGCACCCCCUCACCUUCCGGCUGCUUCGCAAUGGGCAAGAGGUGGCUGUAUUAGAGGCCUCAUCCUCUGAAGACAUGGGUAGGUGGGUGGGGAUCCUGCUGGCUGAGACGGGCUCGUCCACGCAGCCCGAGGCCCUGCACUAUGAUUACAUAGAUGUGGAGACAUCAGCCAACGUCAUCCAGACGGCCAAGCAGACCUUCUGUUUCUUGAGCAGGCGUGGGGUCUCCGCCAACCCCUAUCUCGGAAGCACCUCCAACGGCUACGCGAACCCCAGCGGCUUGGCUCUCCACUACGACUACGUUCCGUGCAUCAAUGGUUCGCGGGACCCCGAAGACGGCCUUCCUGCUUCCCGUAGCAGAAGCUUGGGAGAAGAGGUGCUUUAUGAUAACGCAGGCCUGUACGAUAACUUACCGUCUCCGAAAAUCUUUGCACGCUACUCAGCUGCGGAGAGAAAGACUUCUAGGGCGUCUCCUGACAAACUGUCUUCUAACCAUUACAAACAUCCUGCUUCGCCCCGCCUGUCCUCACCCCAGUCUCUCACUAAUACCUCUUCUGUGGGGAGGGCGUCUCUCGGGCUCAACUCCCAGGUCAAGGGCAAAAAGCCCGCAGUAGCAUCUAGCGGGGUCCCAGGGAAAGGCAAGACCCUGAGCAGUCAGCAGAAAAAGGCUGACUUCACAGGCGGCGUGAAGAGAGCGCCUUCGAAUUCUGACCAGUACAAAUACGGCAAGAACCGAGUGGAGGCGGAUGCCAAGCUGUUACAGUCGAAAGAGGAGGAGCUGCUGAAGCGGAAGGAGACCCUCCGGAACAGGCUGGCCCAGCUCCGCAAGGAAAGGAAAGACCUGCGAGCCGCCAUCGAAGUGAACGCAGGCAGGAAGACGCAGGUGAUCCUGGAGGACAAGCUGAAGAAGCUGGAGGAGGACUGCAAGCAGAAGGAGGCCGAGCGCGUCAACCUGGAGCUGGAGCUGACCGAGGUCAAGGAGAGCUUGAAGAAGGCCCUGGCAGGUGGCAUCACCCUCGGGCUGGCCAUCGAGCCCAAGUCAGGGACCUCCAGCCCCCAGGUACGCUUCCUGCCCGCUCACCUGCCCGGGCCGCCGUGGCCUCAGGCAGUGUUCCGUGUACCGAGAGAACAGGCCGACUUACCUUCUCGGGUGGCCUGGUCACCGUCCCUUCCGUGA